AAGGAGAAGGCGGGUGAAUGAGCCAGCGGGGGUAGGUUUAGCAAGUUAGGGACAGGCAGAGGGAGGAGAGACCGAGGAGGUUUGGUGUUACUGCGACUGUUUCUCCUGUCAGUCGGCUGCUGCCUGCCUCACUAGCAGGAGGGGAUGCAGAGCAGGAGCCACGCAGAGGUGGAGACAACAAAAGCGGAUGGUCAGCGCUGCGGUUUGUUCCAGCAGCUCCAUUGUCAAAUGUGCACUGUGAAGAGCUGGAUUUGAAUAUUGGACACUGGCCUGCAGAUCCAUGGAUUAUAAACUGAGGGAUGCUGGAGGCUAAUGUGGCUAACAUUAGCAUGACAGCAAAGCCAAGGGAGCUGGACCUCAGGACUCCUGCUGUCUCCAGCCAGGAUUCUUCAGCCCAGUCCAUGGCCUCAAGGAAACCCCCGGCAAAGCCAUCUGCUCUGCCCCAGGGACCUCCACGUCCCCCCAGAUCUGAGCUGAAGGUCUACCGGCCAACUACCGGGUCCAUUCCGAAUCCAGUCCCCAAUCCGUCUAAGCUACGCAAGCAGCGAUCACUUAGCAACUUAUGUGUGCUCACUGAUGCUGAGAAGAAACUGCACCUAUACCAGACUCCCAGGUGGAAUGAUGAUUGCGGUCAGCCUGGUAAUGGCACAUACAAAACAGGGCAGACUAAGACCCAUCAGGCUGUGGGUGGGAAAAUAUCCCUUUCUAGAACACUUUCAAAGUCAGAACAGUCCCUGUUCCAGGGGAAGCCUAAGCCUUUCAACUCCCAAUCUGUGACAUCAAACUUGUGCAAGCCAAGCCGAAUCCCAGCCCCUGGAAAACCACGAGGCCCUUAUGCAGAGGUCAAGCCCAUCAGUAAGACCUCUGUGACAUGUCAGAGUCCAGGACCAGACCUUGCUGAACACCCAGUUAAGGGUAAUUGUUUAGGUGGUACUUGGGAUAAAGACAAAAAACUUGGGGAGAGGGGAAGAUCUGCUCCUGUUUCGAAUGAGGACAAGAAGGAGAGGAAAAUGGUUGAAGGAGAAGACGAUAAGAACUUUUUAAAGGUGGACCCGGAGUUAGUGGUGACAGUUCUGGGGGACCUCGAGCAGCUUCUGUUCAGUCAAAUCCUUGACCCAGAAUCCCAGAGAAAGAAGACGGUGCAAAAUGUUUUGGACCUACGACAUAACCUGGAAGAAACCAUGACCAGCCUGAGAGGGGUACAGCUGAGCCACAGCUGCAUGGAGGGAACCGUGUGCUAUGACAGUGAUGAAGCUGCUGCGUUUUCCAUUUCCAGUCUAUCGAAUCGAUCGUCUCCUCUGUCAUGGCGUCAUGGUCAAGCAAGCCCACGUCUCCAGGCUGGGGACGCCCCAUCCACGGUGGUCAACACCCAAUCGGACCUUCCUCUACGCAUCAGCCAUACUUCUCGCGGCCACCUCAUCGAAGCUCUGGAUGACUCGGAUCCAUCGCUGCUGAAAGGAGAUUACCUCAGCGACAGUGACCUUGGCGGGAAAAGCCCAAAUGAAGAUGAUGUGGAUAUUGAUGAUCUGGAAAAUGGCUGGGACGAGAGCAGCUCCAUCAGCAGCGGCCUCAGUGACGGCUCUGACAACCUGAGCUCUGAAGAGUUCAUCACAAGCCCCACCCUCAACUCGCUUCCUUCCACUCCCGUUGGCUCCCGCAGGAAUUCAGCCAUUGUGAUGCGAACUGAUGCUGAAAAAAGGUCUCUGGUGGAAAGUGGACUUUCAUGGGACAGUAACAAUACUAAACCAAGCCGCAAGAGUCUGGGCAGCAGCACCUACGAUACAGGAAGCCUCAAGUCCGAAUCAGCCAACAAAUGGAAAAAAUCAAGGCUGCAGGUUGACAGUCUUGAAGGAGGAAAGGGCGAACUGAAGAAACCUCAGACACUUGGACACGGGAAUUUGUUAAAGAAAGGAAGAAACCCACCAGUUGGCGUCACCUCACCCAUCACACACACACCUCAGAGUGGGCUCAAAGUGGCAGGUACAGUGAGGACAGAUGGGAAGCCAUCAGAUAAAUCUCGGCUAGCAGUAAAAAACUCCAGUCUUCAACGCUCCUCUUCCGAUGCUGGGAAAGAACCCCAAAAUGGGACUGGUUCUUGUGAACAACGUAAACCUCCUUCAGGUCUUGUCAGGCCCUCAACUGGAGGAAACUUUGGUUUCAAAAAGCCCACACAAAAUAAUAGCAGUUCACACACUGUGAGUGCAGGUGGUAACAUCCCCAAGACGUCUGGUAUACCGGUCAAGCCAGCAGCAAGUGGACGUAAGACAAGCCUCGAUGUCUCUAACAGCGACCAGAGUGGGUUUUUGUCUCCAAAUGCAAGGACAUCACUCCAGUACCGCUCUUUGCCCCGCCCCGCCAAGACAAGCACCUUAACUCUGACUCGACCAAGUUCUGCGCGCCCUAUGAGUACCACAAUGGACGCAGGCUCUGGGUUAGUCAAACCCUCUGUUACAGCCCUUCAUACACAGAGGCUCAAAGAACCUGGACUCAGUUCAGGAACAGGGUUGAGUAAGACAGGCAGCCGUGGGAUUCCAAGUCCUGUUAAUCAAACAGACAGGGAGAAGGAGAAGGAGAGAGCCAAAGCUAAAGCUGUUGUGUCUGACUCGGAGUGUGGAGGUGGCUCUCUGAAGGGAACUGCCUCAGAGAAUGGUGGGAGGUUGAAUAGCCUGAGACCUCCCAGUGGUAGCAAGGGCACAGAUCGGCCCUCAUCCAACUCACACAGAUUAUCUGGAACUCGAAACCUGACAAAACCUCCGUCCAUUGCCCAUCUUGACAAGCUGGACCUGAAAGUUAGCGUUCAGGACUCCUUGCCUCCCAAGAUUCCCCCUUACUCUAAACUUCAAGAACUAGCCAGCUCCACAAACCCCUGCCUUACCCCGAGCCCAGCACCUUUGCUCAAUGUCAACUCUUCGACUUGCUUCUCAGACUCAGGGAUCGGUUUGGGACCCAGGCAAGUCACAUCUCUCGGGGUUGAUGGGAGCACUGGGAGAACCUCUCCCCUGCUCUACCCUCGCCUGUCUGGGCUGCAUCGCAGCAUGGAAUCCCUGCCCUUACAGAUGAGUGUGGCUCCAGAGCUUCAGCAAAGGGGCCGAGAGAAGUUUGUGAGAGGUGGCUACGACCCCAGCGAGUCCAGAGACAAAGAUCGACAUGAAGAUAGAGGCCCUCCCUCUAGCUGGAGGCCUGGAAGUAAAGUAUCCAUGACAGACACAGAUAGUUCUCAUAGGGACAGAAACACCCUCCCAAAGAAGGGUUUAAGUUUUUGCAGUGCUUCUCAGAGUGAGGAUGAUGGGAAGGAGAAAGGAGAGAGGAGACACUCUCAUAGUAUUCUGAGCAUGACCGACACUCUCGCUCUUCCAAUGCUGUCCUCGCCCUCCUCUCUGCCACGCUCCUCCAAGACCAGUGCAGUAUCGAGCCCAGUUGGUGCACCUCCGAGGAUGAUUCGAUCAAACAGCAUCCCAACACAGGAAGCCGCCCUAGAGCCUUAUGGGGUGUCUCCUCUUGGAAGCACGCUGUCUCUGGCUGAACGUCCACGCAGCUUGGGAAUGGUACGUUCCGGAUCCUUCAGGGAGAAGGAGCCGAAUGAUGAAGUUAAUGGGUCUGUAAUCUCCUUGGCAUCCAACGCCUCAUCAUGCUACUCCUCGGUGAGUGCGAGUGCCAUUCAGUCACAGGCAGAGGAAAGGGUUCAGGGGGAGCAAAUCCGGAAGCUAAGGCGAGAACUGGAGUCUUCCCAGGAGAAAGUGUCUAACCUGACCACACAGCUGACAGCAAAUGCAAAUCUGGUGGCAGCUUUCGAGCAGAGUUUAACUAUGAUGACAACCCGCCUGCAGAGUCUGUCAUUUAGUCAUGAACAGAAGGACACAGAGCUGAUUGAGCUGCGGGAGACCAUCGAAUCCCUAAAGUUCAGAAAUGAAGAAGCACAGGCCGUCAUACACGGAGCUUUAAACAACCAAGAUCACAUGAAAGACAUGUGUAUUCGACGUCAGAACUCGUGUGAAAGCAUCUCCAGCCUCAACAGUCUGACCAGUUUGUCGAGUGUGGGCAGCUUGAAGGACCAGGAUGCCAAGAAGAAGAAGAAAAAGAGCUGGCUGAGAAGCUCCUUCAACAAGGCCUUCAGCAUCAAAAAAGGCCCCAAAACUUACUCAGACAUUGAAGAAAUUGCUACUCCGGACUCCUCCGCGCCAAACUCACCAAAGAUGCUUCAUGAGGGAGCAGAUCCAGGAGAGAUCCUGCUGUCAUCUCUCAAAACCUCCAAAUCUGAAACGUCAGCUACGUUCAUGGAGACAGCGGAGGACAGAGAUGGUGUUGAAAGCGCAGUAUCAGAACUCCGCUCAGAGCUCUGGGAGAAAGAGAGAGAGCUUACGGACAUCCGCUUGGAGGCUUUAAACUCCGCUCAUCAGCUGGAGCAGCUGAGAGACGCCAUGGACAACAUGGAGUCAACAGUGGAGAACCUCAAGGUGGAGAAUGACCAUCUAAAAGUCGGAGGUCAGAUCCAUUUCGCAGGCUCUGGCCCCACCUCUUCCACUUCACAGCCAUCAGGGUUGGCCUCCUUCCUGGGACCUUCGCUGAAACAACCCAUGUCCCUCACCAAGUCUUUCAGCCUCAGUCUGAAUGAUUGUAAAGGAUCAGAUGUGUCUCCGGCCAACAUGUUAAGUGUGUCUUCUCAGCUGGAGGAGGUGUGUGUACAAGUGCUGGUGUGCGUGACAGAUCCAACUGAGGAGAACAAACCGCAGCAGGAACACUACCUGGGCUCAGUUUUGGUUGGUGAGAGGACUGAGUGGGCUUAUCUGGACUCCAUUAUUGCCAAGACAUUCAGAGAGUACCUAACUCAGGUUGACCCAACAGCCAGCUUGGGUCUGUCCUGUGAGUCGCUCCACAUGUAUCAGCUGGCCCAUGGUGUGCACAGGGUGAUUGGAGGGGAGAGACCUCACACGUCGCCUUAUAGGUCUCUCAAUGGCAGUCCGACCCCUAUAUUUGUCACUUUGAAAGGUCUCAGAGAACAAAGUGUGGACUCCCUGGUGUUUGAGACUCUUAUUCCAAAGCCGAUGAUGCUGCACUACAUCAGCCUGCUCCUAAAACACAGGCGUCUGGUUCUCUCUGGGCCCAGCGGGACUGGGAAGACUUACUUGGCUCAGCGCCUGGCGCACUACCUCCUGCAGCGCAUCCGCAACGACUCGACCGUGGCGGAUCAUGAGCCCGGUUUCGUUGGAAGCGGCGCCACUGUCACCUUCAACAUGCAUCGUCAGUCUCAAAAGGAUUUGCAGCUGUAUCUGUCCAAUGUUGCCAAUCAGAUCGACAGACAGAGCGGUGGUGAGCUGCCGCUGGUAGUUAUUAUCGAUGACAUCAGCAAUGCGGGCGCCAUCACCGAGCUCAUCAAUGGAGCACUCACCUGCAAGUACCAUAAAUGUCCUUACCUCAUUGGAACCACCAACCAACCUGUGAAGAUGUCAUCUAACCAUGGACUGCACCUUAGCUUCAGGAUGGUGACGUUCUCUAACAAUGUGGAACCGGCUAACGGCUUCCUGCUGAGGUACCUGCACCGUAAAGUUGUGGAAGCCUACCAGAAGCAGGAGCACGAUGCGGAGCAGCACCAGGCCCUCCUCUGCGCUCUGGACUGGGUCCCGCAGCUUUGGUACCACCUCCAUACAUUUCUGGAGAAACACAGCACUUCUGAUUUCCUCAUAGGACCUUGCUUUUUCCUGUCAUGCCCUGUGUCAGUGGCAGAGUUCAGAAAGUGGUUCAUUGACCUGUGGAACCACUCCAUCAUACCGUAUCUGCAGGAGGGAUCCAAGGAUGGGGUCAAGGUGCACGGUCCCAAGGCAGUGUGGGAGGACCCGGUGGAGUGGGUGAGAGGAACCCUCCCUUGGCCCAAUGCACAGCAGGACCAGUCCAAACUCUUCCACCUACCUCCUCCCAGCAUAGGUCUGCUAAGUGAAGAGAAGAAGCCCGCCAAAGACACGCCUGCGCCUAGCACACUAGAUUCUGAUCCACUGAUGAUCAUGCUUCUGAAGCUCCAGGAGUCAGCAAACAGCAUCGAGUCACCUGAGCGAGAAGGCAGCCUGGAUCCGACCCUGCAAGCGACACUCUAAAUUGGAUUGGUCAAUCUGAGAAGUUUGGUCCUGGAGCAACCUGAUUAUUCUAAACAUUCUAUCCAUCAUUGUCUUCCCAUCUUCCAACCAUGGGUGCUUACUUAAUUCAAUGAUGACGGACAUUUACCCAACAGCAGCCAAAAUUGCACUUUAUUUCCUAUUUGUGAUAACUGGACUUGAGGAGAUGCAUCACUUGUCAAAGGAGAAUCCUGCAGUUAUUCAGUUUAUCGGGGGAAACGCCUCACACUCCACAGUGCUACACUUGCAGUGAUGCAUCACCCUGAUCCUGGAUUGUAACUGAGAAAAUAAAGAAGUGCUUGUUUAUUUAACCUACUAUAACGGACACUUCUUGUUGACAUUUUGAAACCUUUUUUGUGAUAGAUGAGGAUUCUGUGGAAAUCUUGAUUUUUUUUUAGGAUUUUUGUACUGACUCAUCUCUUUUAAUCAUCCAUGUAUGGCAAAUAACGUACCUAACACACCAUGGAGUAACAAAACCAACUAGUGCUUCCGCUGUUGCUGCUUUGUUGUUUAGAAUCUGCACAACAAGUGCUUUCUUUCCUUACCGUCCCUUCUCUUUAUAUCUUCAACAACAUGCAUUUUCCCUCCAGAUUAGCAACUGGAAUAACCUCCCCUUUCUUUAGGAUGAUCUUGCAUCUCAACUGUUGCAUACACAAGAAGGAAGCAGUUGGUAGAAUCUUAAACUUCAGGUGCUAAUGUUAAGGAGAGACAUGAUGCCUAUGUUUAUCUGUGCCUGAAUCCCCAACUGGCCUGCAGCUGCCUUUUGAGUUGCUUGAAUCCACCACUCCUGAGGCCUCGAUUUAAUUGUAUGUAUCCCUCUUUUGACCUAAUCCCAGAUUAUAGCAGAGGGUUUGGACCUUUGGUUGGUUGUCAGGUGGAAGGGCUGCUAAAAUGUGAAUGAUUUCAUGAGUGCUUGUAGUUCAAGAAAUGCUAACAUCGCAGAUGUUUGAGAUUAAAUAAUGAUGCAAGUAUUUCCUAUGGUAUCCCAAAGCUUUUACUUUAAUCGGACCUCUUAAGUUUUUGUUUGUUUUUUUACUUUUAUUUUGUUAUUUUCCUCCUCCAAGACACCUUUGUUCCUUAUGCAAAUAUUUGUAAAGAUUUAUUUCUCUUUUGUACAUGAAGUCACUGUUAUAAACACUGUAAAUAGCCAUCUGCGUCUGCGACAGCAAUCACUAAAAACGAUGGAAAUGUAAAGAAAAAUGCUCUUGAAUGCAGAAAAUAUAAUGUGAUUGUUUAUGAUUCUCUUUCUCCAGUAGGAAGAAGGAACACUUGACUUCUAAGUAGGUCAGGUAACGUUUGUAAGGCAUGUCUCUGUAAACGCAUCUCAUGUCUAACAUUGAGCUAUGGACACAAUAAAGUCAUGCCAUUCUU
Messenger RNA from Nerophis lumbriciformis (worm pipefish), 7475 nucleotides. RefSeq names its product neuron navigator 1-like. Gene Ontology annotation, biological process: nervous system development; neurogenesis; neuron migration. Gene Ontology annotation, cellular component: axon initial segment; microtubule cytoskeleton. Lineage: Eukaryota; Metazoa; Chordata; Actinopteri; Syngnathiformes; Syngnathidae. Gene Ontology annotation, molecular function: ATP hydrolysis activity. The record is from RefSeq and is a predicted model, not a curated record.